GUUCAGCUACCAGCAGAUCUUCUGUCGCCAUGCUCCGCCUCAGACUCAGCACCACACUGUUGCUGGCAGCAACGUGUUUGCUUUUCAGAGCAGGUUCUUCGGUGGCCAUGUCCACAGAGAGAGUCGUCACCUGUUCUCCUGGCUCCCACAAUGUUCACCGUCUGAGCUGUGCCAGUGGAGUGAUCAGUGUGCAGACAGCUCUGUAUGGACGUGCAGACACUGAGACCUGUAGUGAUGGCAGACCUCCACAGCAGCUUGCCAAUACAAAGUGCUCUCAGCCGGGCACCGUGGACGUCCUCAGGAAAAGGUGUGAUGGCAUGAGUGUGUGUGAACUAACUACGAGUGUCGUCCGUACUUCUGAUCCCUGCCCUGGCACCUUUAAAUAUUUGGCGACCAACUACACCUGCUUCCCAGCAAUUCACCUUGUAAUAUGCGAGCACUCUGUGGGACAACUGUACUGUGAUGAAGGGCAGGUUAUAGUUGUGUACGGUGCUGAUUAUGGACGCCGUGACCAGACCACAUGCUCCUACCAACGUCCAGCCUCUCAGACCCAAAACGUCUACUGCUUAAACCCCACGAGCAAAGUCGCUGAAAGCUGUAAUGGAAAAAACAGAUGUAUUAUCAAAGCGAGCAACUCUGUGUUUGGAGACCCCUGCGUCAGCACGUACAAGUACCUGGAGGUGGCCUACACAUGCCAGUGUUUCUCCCUCAACCACCAUAACUUCAUUCUUUCUGGAUCAUCUGACACCAUGCUCUGCUGCAGACUCAACGCCACACUGUUGCUGGCAGCAACAGGUUUGCUAAUGAUAUCAGGCUUUUCUAGAGCCCAACCUCUGAUCCCCUUGUCCACGAACACAGUGAUCACCUGCGAUACCGCCGACAAUGUCCAACGCCUGAGCUGUGAGAGUGGAGUGAUCGUUGUGCAGAGAGCUCUGUAUGGACGUUUGAACAGAGAGACCUGCAGUGAGGGCAGACCUCACAACCAGCUUGACAAUACACACUGCGCUCAGAAGGGCACCGUGGACGUCCUCAAGAAAAUCUGUGAUGGCAAGAAGGUGUGUGAAAUAAACGCACAAGUCGUACGUACUUCUGAUCCCUGCGGAGGCAUCUACAAAUACCUAGAGACCAGCUAUGCCUGCUUCCCGGCGGUCCGCACUGAAGCAUGUGAAAGUUCUUUUGCAAACAUGCAGUGUGAUGAAGAUCGGGUUAUAUUUGUGUACGGGGCUGAUUAUGGACGCCGUGACCCGACCACAUGCUCCUACAGACGUCCUGCCGCUCAGGUCAAAAAUGUCCACUGUUCGAGGCCGACUACCAAAGUUGCUGAAAGCUGUAAUGGGAGAAGCAGUUGUAUGAUCAAAGCGAGCAAUUCGGUCUUUGGAGACCCCUGUGUCGGCACUUACAAGUACCUGGAGGUGGCCUACACAUGUCACUUUCCAGCGAUACAGCCAUAUCAUUGAACUUGAACUAUCACAAUGUACAUGCUUUGAAUAAAAUGCAUUCUGAAUCAGCAGUAAUCAAGAAACUAAAGAAA
Molecule: messenger RNA, 1531 nt
Organism: Dicentrarchus labrax (European seabass)
Lineage: Eukaryota; Metazoa; Chordata; Actinopteri; Moronidae
Product: rhamnose-binding lectin
Exons: 17
Coding region: 30-1457 (475 amino acids)
Molecular function (GO): carbohydrate binding
Source: RefSeq, a predicted model, not a curated record